This is a messenger RNA of Micropterus salmoides (largemouth bass), 1800 nucleotides long. It is a transcript of the gene ttc33, whose product is annotated as tetratricopeptide repeat domain 33. Gene Ontology annotation, molecular function: protein binding. Lineage: Eukaryota; Metazoa; Chordata; Actinopteri; Centrarchiformes; Centrarchidae. The transcript has 5 exons. The record is from RefSeq and is a predicted model, not a curated record. The coding region runs from base 109 to 924 and encodes 271 amino acids.
GAUGUAAACGUCACCACAGCUUCCGGGUCAUACAGGAAGAGUUACCAAAUAUGGCUGACCGUUAGCUUCAGCUAGCUAGUUUUGCUCACGGGAAGCUGCAGAAGCCUGAUGGCUUCAUUUGGCUGGAAGAGGAAAGUUGGUGAGAAGGUUUUAAAGUCAGUUGUGCAGCAGUUUGAGGCUGAGGCAGAGAAGGCUGACGAUGAUGGACCAAGUCAGGACGAGGAUGUGGACUGGCUGCACGCAAUAAAACGACGGCGGGAGGUCCUGCUGGAGGACUGCGCAGCCAAGAGCAAGAGGCUGAAGGAUGAGGGUGCACUGCUGGCUGAGCAAGGCAGGCACUGGGAGGCUGUUAAGAAGUGGGACGAAGCCAUUCAGCUGACUCCAGACAAUCCAGUACUGUAUGAGAUGAAGUCUCAGGUUCUGACCAUUCUGCAGGAAGUGUUCCCUGCUGUGAAGGCAGCGGAGAUGGCAGUGAAGUUCCGCCCCCUUUGGUGGGAGGGCUGGCAGACUCUGGGCCGUGCCCAGCUCAGCCUGGGAGAGGUGGACCUGGCUGUGAAGUCCUUUCAGGUUGCGAUCCACCUGUGUCCGUCAGACCGCACCCUGUGGCAGGAAGACCUGGCGUGGGCGUGCAGGUUACAGAAGCAGCACUUAGCUACCAUGGAGAAAAUUCGACAAGAGGAGGAGACCAAAAAACAGAUCCUUAAUGCCCCUGAGCUCGAGCAGGACUAUGAUUUUGAGUCGGAUGAGGUGCUGGCAGCCUGCGAGGCCGUUGCUGAGCGACAGACGCGCUAUGAGGAGCUGAAGAGGACCGCCGUGGUCAUAGACGCUGAGGGAAAUAUAAAAAAUGUAGUCACUGGUGAAGGGGGAUCAGAGGACACAGCGACACCAUCAAAGGAACAGUUUGUCAAAGCAAGAGGACUUUGAACUGGUCUCAGCGUGAAUUGAAUGUCUGGGUUCCAUUUUUUAGGAUGGAAUGGGAUUAUUUCUGAAACCGCAAUGAGUGUGUUAACCUAUAGCAUAACAACUUUUCUUUAGAAGCAAACAUGCUCUGACAAUGUCUAGUGAAGGAUUAUGUGCAACAGAAUAAAAUACAAUUGAGGUUUAUUGUUUUACAUUUUCCGUCCCUUUAAUGUUAAUUACAUUAUAUGUGCAUGUAAAGUUUUUGCAUGCACACCCAAAGAUUAAAGACAUUUUAAAUCUGUUCUGGCUCAUCACUGUAAAUCACCUUCAGUUCCAGACAGCCAAGAAAACAGCUUGAGAGUCAUAUUUCAGCCAAGAAGCAUCUGGCAGUCCCUGGAAGAGAAGCUUCUACUCACAUUUAGCAAAUUAGCUUGGUUGGAAUUGUCAAGCCUUUUUAUUUGGGAUUGUUAUACAAUUUAGACUCAGUUUACAUAAAAGAUGUACAAAUUAAGAAGGAAAACAGAAGCUCCAACACACUAAGUAUCCUGUAAAUGAAGCUGCUAGCACAUUAUUGAAGAAACCCAAACAUUUGAGUUAAAACUGUUUGCUUCAGUAGUAGCCUACAUUUAAGAAAUUAAUCUUUCAGAAUUUAAUUAAGGUUUAUGAACACAAAUCAAAAUUAGAAAGAGAGGUGGUAGAGAUUAAACGGAAUAAAAUAGUUGCUUCCUUAGGUGACCUGAUGAAGGUCUUUAUAAAUUAAGGCACAUCAGCUCUGAUAGUCAGAUGUUAUUGUCUGUGGUGUUUUGAUGCGUCUGUGUUUGUGAAACAGGUUGUUGAAAAAGGGCAUGCAUGCUCAGCAAAUUGUAAAUGAGUAAUAAACAUGAAUCAAAAUGUGUGAUA